Molecule: messenger RNA, 492 nt
Organism: Exophiala oligosperma
Lineage: Eukaryota; Fungi; Ascomycota; Eurotiomycetes; Chaetothyriales; Herpotrichiellaceae
Exons: 1
Coding region: 1-492 (163 amino acids)
Source: RefSeq, a predicted model, not a curated record
AUGGUACAUGGACAGCAGACACGGAUUUCCUCGCUGGGUGGGAGCUCGCCGCCGAUUUCAAGCAAACUUGUUCUGUGGCGUCAAGCGAAAGAGGGCUAUAUUUGGAACCCAGCGCCAGCAUUUUUUCUAAAGAAGGCGCUUGUAGCUGCUAUCCUAAUCAACAACAUAGUACGCGACACUGGUCACGCCAAUGAUGAACCCUUUUCUCACGCUAGGUCCGUCAGACCGUUUGCAAAGUCAGUCGGGACCAGAUCACUCAACCCAACAUUAUUGGGUGGUGGGAAGCCGACCUUGAUCUCGACAGUGAAGUCCAUCCUCCUGGUCAACAGCGACGUUAACAAGCGCAGAGACGAGUCAAUCCUCGGACAAGAAGACGAAGUCUGGGUACUGUUUUCAGCGGGCGAGAGCGGCUGUGACAUGGUCAUCAAGACGACAGCGGGUCACAGCGACGUCGACGAGGGCCGAGCACAUUGCGCAAUGCAAUGCGACUAA